AUGAGGCUGAUAAGAGGUCCCUGGCAUAUACAGAACCUGGACUUUCAUCUGGCAUCAACCCGGGUAGCAUACCAACUAGUCAGAGCCACUGUGACUUACCGCCAUCAACUUCACCUACCUCACUGCCAUCUCUCCUGCCAUGUGGAACCCUGGGUUCCCAAAUGCCCAACCAACCACAUUCCUUCUGCAAAAACAGGUUCCCCAAAGUCUUCCCUUAUGCCUAAAGUGCUAGAGAUGGAUAUCACACAUUGUAUUCAGCAGAGGCUCUGGAAUCGCAAGGGACGCAGGUUCCUAAGACUCCGUUUCAUGUGUCAGCAGGAAAAAGGCAGUGAGGUUUGUGAGCGCCGGUGGCAUGGCACUUCGUCUUUGGACAUUGCCUUCUUGCUACUCUAUUUCAAUGACACUCAUACAAGUGUUCAGAAGGCUAAAUCUCUUCCCAGAGGCCAGGAGGAGUUUGUGGAAAGAGAAUCUUCUCUUCUCUUGCGGAGUGCCCGGCAAGCAUGCAGCACUGCGUCUGAGGUUUUCUGCUUCCAGGAACAUGAUGGGUCUGCAAAUAACCAGUGUUCCCUCCACCCUUACAAAGUCAGCUUCCACCAGCUGGGCUAUCACUGGAUCAUUGCUCCCAUCUCUAUACCCAAACAUUGUAAAGGAAUCUGCACUCGAGUGCUACCCUAUGGUCUCAACUCCCCCAAUCAUGCCAAUCAGAGCCUUGUCAAUGAAAUGGUGAACCAGAGUGUCCCUCAGCCCUCCUGUGUCCCUUAUAAGUUUCUUCCCAUGAGCAUCCUUCUGAUCGAGGCGAAUGGAAGUAUUUUGUAUAAGGAGUAUGAGGGUAUGAUUGCUGAGUCUUGCACAUGCAGGUGAUAGUGAAGUUAAAGCUAACUCCGGUUUUCCCAAGAAAGUUGUAGAAGGGGUUAAAAUACAUAUCAAUGUUAAAAACUGCAAGU
Messenger RNA from Castor canadensis (American beaver), 944 nucleotides. The record is from RefSeq and is a predicted model, not a curated record. NCBI's taxonomy places the organism in Eukaryota, Metazoa, Chordata, Mammalia, Rodentia, Castoridae.